CGAGGAGGCCAUGGUGACCCUGACCGUGCGCGGCCAGGGGGUGACCAGCAUUGACCACCUGCGUGCGCUCUACCUGCCCAUGGCGCCCGUGCUGGAGGUGGAGGGAGUCGUGAUAGCGGUCAGCAGCCUGUACCUGUGCCGGACUCACGCGGAUGGUGGUCAGAUCCGGUCAUUUCCAUCGAUUACGCUGGUGCACCUAGACGCUACGAAGCUCGAAUCGCCCAUGUGCUCAUCAGCCCGGAGUCAGGCGCAUAGUGCCUUCCAGCAAGGAGCAGCCGCCGUCAUCUUCGACAUAAGCAGUGCACCGGAAAUGGCCAGCGAGCUGUUCACCGGGCAGCGGCAGCCGCAGCUGCCCCGGCCCGUGCUCGUCAUGGCCGACCCGGACGUGCAGAGGCUGGCCGAUGCCAUGCGGCCCGAGGUCAACAUCAGCGCCCGGGUCACGCGCAACCGGCGCCACGGUCAGCCCAGCGCGCCGGCGCCCGCCUUCACAUACUUCGACAUCGCGCUCUUUGUCGUGUUCUUCCUGCUCAUCUGCCUGCUGAGCGGCGUGGUGCUGUACAAGAUCCGCAACCGGCGACAGCGGGACCCAGCGCUGCGGGUGGCCAAGUCGGUGCUGCACCAGAUCCCGACGCGUCGGUACGGCGGCGGGGACGGCGUCGGGGGUGGGUGCCAGGCGGCGCGGCUGGGCCGAUCCGGCUGCUGCUCCGGCUCCUCCCCCGAGCCUUCCGACGGCCACAAGCCGCGACUAGAGGAGCCCGAGGGCUGCACCAUCUGCCUGGACGAGUAUCGACCGGGCCAAGAGCUGCGCGUGCUGCCUUGUCGGCACUGA
Molecule: messenger RNA, 829 nt
Organism: Pollicipes pollicipes
Lineage: Eukaryota; Metazoa; Arthropoda; Thecostraca; Pollicipedomorpha; Pollicipedidae
Product: E3 ubiquitin-protein ligase ZNRF3
Exons: 5
Coding region: 11-829 (272 amino acids)
Source: RefSeq, a predicted model, not a curated record